AUGUCCAUUCUGUGGAUAGUCGGUCUUGAUCGUUCUUCUUAUCUACCGUUUUUGCCGCCGUUUCAGCUGACCGUCAGUGACCGAGACACUUUAGACGUGAACGGCCAUCUUGAGUGUGUCGAGCCGGCCGGCCUGGCGGGCAGACAGACUCUCCUGUUCGAGCCGUUGACGAUUGUGCCGCCGCAAUUGCUGCUCAGCGAGACGUCCUCCUCCGAGACCGGCUGGUCCACCGCCAACGGGUACGCAGCCUCGACCGGCCAUGGUCUUGGCACCGGACUCAUGAGUGCCGCGGGACUCGGAGCGAACGGCAGACCGGCCAGAGUGCCACAGCUUCAGUUCCAGUUGGUGACUCGAGACACGUUGGAUCUGGAGGACGGCGGUCCGCCGGUACGACUCAGCUACUUGACCUGUUGCGACGGGGCUCCUGCCGCCUCGCCGGACACAAGCGCCACAGACUUGGCCGUCUGGCCGUCCAAGCUCUGUGGCCAGCCCGGCUCGACGACGGCUCGUUUCUCCGCCACAUUCACAGUCUCCUUGACGGUGCUCGAUCAAAAUGACAAUCGACCAGUCUUCCAGGAGACCGUCUAUCCGGCCACGGUGAUGGAAAACCUGGCCGCUAUGACAAAAGUCAUCAAGGUUGGCGAAAAUUGUUUGUUCUUCACCUUUGUAUCAUUCGCUUUUUGCCAAAAUGACAACUUCACUUUGAAGCAAUACUGCCUGUUCAGUUACUAA
This is a messenger RNA of Protopolystoma xenopodis, 732 nucleotides long. NCBI's taxonomy places the organism in Eukaryota, Metazoa, Platyhelminthes, Monogenea, Polystomatidea, Polystomatidae. The record is from the annotation of a GenBank genome assembly.